This is a messenger RNA of Closterium sp. Naga37s-1, 8268 nucleotides long. NCBI's taxonomy places the organism in Eukaryota, Viridiplantae, Streptophyta, Zygnematophyceae, Desmidiales, Closteriaceae. The record is from the annotation of a GenBank genome assembly.
AUGGGAAACGACGCGGAAACUACGCCGCCAGCUGCUUCCGCAGCCGCGGAAGAGCAGAAGCCAGCCGAUGCCGCCCCGGCCGACGCGGCUCCCGCAGUAGAUGCUGCCGCUACGGAGGGGGAGGAAAAGAAACAGGAGGGGGAGGGAACGGAGAAGAAAGAGGGGGAGGGGGAGGCAGAGGGGGAGGGUGAUGGGGUUGCUAAGAAGGACGCGGACGAGCUUCAGCUGUACCCUCUUGCGGUGAAGGGACCCGCUGGGGAGGAGAUCGAAUUGCAGGCGAACCUAGCGGACACAGUGAUGGACUUGAAGCAGUCUCUGGCCGACGCUCCCGAGACGUGCUUCUAUACCGCUUACGACCUUGUCCUCGCCAACCCGGACUCCUCUUCUCUUUCUCCUCCCCCUCCCCCCCCCCCCCCCCCCCCCUCCCCUCCCCCCCCGCUCCUCCCCCCCCCUUCGCCCCUCCCUCCUCCCCCUCCCUCCCACCCCCGCUCCCACUCGCCCUUUCAGGUGAACCUUGCCGAUACAGUGAUGGAUUUGAAGCAUUCCUGGCGGACGCCCCCGAGACGUGAUUCUAUACCGCGUCAACCCCGCAGACACAGUAAUGGACUUGAAACACUGGCCGACGCACCUGAGACUUGCUUCUAUACCGCGUUCCCUCUUUCGCCCGCUCCCCCUCCCCCCGUUUCCACCAAUCAGGUGAACCCAGCUGACACAGUAAUGGACUUGAAGCAGUUUCUGGCCGACGCGCCCGAGACGUGCUUCUAUACCGCGUACGACCUUAUCCUCACCAAGCCGGACGGGCUGCGUUACCACCUCAUGGAUUACGUGGAGAUUGGUGAGGUUGCUGACGUGGCGGCCGGCGGGUGCCUGCUGGAGAUGUUCAACACGUUCUACGACGACCGCGCCGUGCGGCUGCACGUGCGUAAAACGAGGGAGCUUAUAUCGAUGGCGGGUUCGUACUCUAGCGCGUCUACGGCCAUGGCGGCGGAAUAUGAGCUAGUUAAGGGGCUGGCUACUGAACGCGAGCUUGGGGGGGAUGAGAAGGAGGAGGGGGAGGGGAAGGACGGCGAGGGGGAGAAGGGGGAGAAAGACGGGGAGAAAGACGAGGAGGGCGGGGAGUGGAAGAAGAGCGGGAAGGGGAAGAAGGGGAAGGGGCGGCGGAGCAAGGAGGAGGAGGCGAAGGAGAAGGAGCGGCGGGAGAAGGAGAAGGAGCGGGAGCGCAAGGCGAAGCUUCCGAGCAGCAAGGCGCGCAUGGAGGAGAUCGCGUCGCUGGAGCAGGGCGUGGGGCUGGGCGAUGAUCCCAAGGGCGUGCUCGCGAAAGUCAUGGUGAAGGGCGGCGCUGACGAGGAGGCCGCGCCCGUGUGUGUGGAGAGCAUCGCCUUCUCUUCUUUCAACCCUGGGCGAGGACGGAUGGAUGGAGAGGAGAUGGCGUGGCUGGAGCAGGGCGUGGGGCUGGGCGAUGAUCCCAAGGGCGUGCUCGCCAAGGUGAUGGUGAAGGGCGGCGCUGACGAGGACGCCGCGCCCGUGUGCGUUGAGAGCAUCGCCUUCUCCUCCUUCAACCCUGUUCCGGGGCCCAGGAGGCUCCAAGGCGACCUGGUCUACCUGGAGGUGGUGACAGCGGAGGGAAAGCUCUUGCGUGACGGCGCACACAAGGGGCUCUUCUCAAUCCACACAUCUCUUUCCCCUCUCCACCGGUCUCAACCGCUGCAAGGCGAUCUGGUGUAUCUGGAGGUGGUGACAGCGGAGGGAAAGCUCUUCUGUGUGACGGCGCACACGAGGGGCUUCUUUGUCAACCGCAGUGGCAGUCCCAGUGGCACACGUCUCAUAUCCCUUUCCACCACUUUCAACCGUUUCCCAUCCCCCUGCAGGCUCCAAGGCGAUCUCGUAUAUCUGGAGGUGGUGACAGUGGAAGGAAAGCUCUUCUGUGUGACGGCGCACACGAGGGGCUUCUUUGUCAACCGCAGUGGCAGUCCCAGCGAUCUGGUGUAUCUGGAGGUGGUGACAGCGGAGGGAAAGCUCUUCUGCGUGACGGCGCACACGAGGGGCUUCUUUGUCAACCGCAGUGGCAGCGGCCGCAAGCUGGACCCGCGCCCUGCUGAGCCCAAGAUGGACGCGUCCACUCUCAUCGGGCUGCUGCGCCAGAUCAGCCCGCUCUUCUCCAAAGCCUUUGCGGAGGUGAUCGAGCGCAAGGCCAACCGCCACCCGUUUGAGAACAUGCUGGCACCGCUGCCGCCCAACGACUGGGCGGCAAAGCCCAUCUGGGGCGGCGCGGACGGCACGGGGCCGCUACAGUAUACGCGUGACGUGGCACGAUCCGAAGACGCUCUAAUGGCCCCCUUCGGUAUCGAUUUCAGUGGCGUUCUGAGGGACUGGAACGAGGAGCUGCAGAGCUGCCGCGAGUUACCGCGUAACUCGUUACAAGACCGGAUUCUGCGCGACCGGGCCUUAUAUCGAGUCAGCUGCGAGUUUGCUGAUUCGGCGGUUCGCGGCGCGAAGGCCGUGAUUGGCCGGUCGAUCCCGCCGAUCAACCCGCAUGACGCGGAUCGGUUCCAUAUGUAUGUGCAUAAUAAUAUCUUCUUUUCCCUGGCUGUUGAUGGGGAUUUUGCGGCGCUGCAGCAGAUUAGAGAGGCGGAGCUGAAGCAGCAGGCGGAGGCGGAGGCUGCUAAGAAGGGGGAGGGGGAGGGUGGGGAGAAGAAGGAAGGGGGAGAGGAGGGGGGUAAGGAUGAGGAGAAAAAGGAGGGGGAGAAGGAAGAGGAGAAGAAGGUGGAAACGAAGGAGGAGAAGAAGGAGAAGAGGGACAAGAAGAAGAAGGAGAAGAAGGAUAAGAAGGAGAAGGAGAAGAAAGAGCAGGAGGCGGCAGAGGAGAAAAAGGCGGAGGAGGCAAAGGCAGAGGAGGCAGAUAAGAAGGAAGGGGAGAAUAAGGAAGGAGAGAAGGAAGGAGAGGAGGGGGAGAAGAAGGAAGGCGAGGAUGCAGCAGCAGCAGCAGCAGCGGCAGUGACGGAGGCAGAGCAGGCAACGUAUGCAUCGUCCAACAACGACCUCAAGGGCACCAUGGCUGUCAACAAUGCGGACAUCCCCGGGCUAUACUCGCUGGCUAUGGCGAUCGUGGACUACCGCGGGCACCGAGUCAUCGCUCAGAGCAUCAUCCCGGGCAUUCUCUACGGCGACCGCACGACUCAGAUGCUGUACGGGUCGGUGGACACAGGCAAGACCAUCAAGUGGAGCGACUCGUUCCACCCCAAGGUGGCUGAGCUGGGUAAGGCGCUGCACCUGAAGCAGCACAAGGUGACGGACGGAGAGGGCAAGGAGGCGACUCUGUGCUCGCCUGUGGAGACCAAGGGCAUUCUGGGCAGCGAUGACAGGAAAUACCUGUUGGAUCUGAUCCGCCUCACUCCCCGCGACGCCAAUUUCACCGCCACCACCACCAGCACCACCACCACUGCCACCGGUAGCGACGGCACUGAUACCAACACCACUGCCAACGCUGCCAACGCUGCCAAUGCUGCUAACCGCCUGGCGAUUCUCCGUCCUGAGCUGGUGGAGAAGUUCUGCCGGGAGGAGCAGGUGGAGCGGUGGAUGGCUCAGAAGGGCGUGAGCGAGCGGCCGAGUGCAGAGGAGGUGGAGGCAUUAAAGGAGAAGGGAGAGCUGCCUGACGUGCUGUUCAACCCGAAUGCGCUGACAGAAUUCAAGCUGGCCGAUGAUUCCAAGGAGGUGGAGGAGGAUGAAGCAGUAGUGCGCAAGGCGGGCAAAUACCUGAUCGAUACAGCACUGCCAGCACUGGUGGCGGAUAUCAAGAGCUCUGAGGGGUGGCCCGUGGACGGCCGCUCGCUUGCCAGCACCAUGCACGCACAUGGCGUCAACCUGCGCUACCUGGGCCGGGUGGCGAAGGAGGUGGCUGACGUGGAGCAGGUGUACUGGCUGUGCGUGGCGGAGAUGGUGGUGAGGGCCACCAAGCACGUGCUCAAGGCUGUGCUGCGCGAGACGCUCGAGCAGGACGUGGCCGGCGCCAUCGCACACUUCCUCAACUGCUUCCUCGGCACCUCCACCACCACGCCGCCGCCCACGCUCCCCGGCGUCGGGGAUACGGACAAAACUGAGGGCGGCGCGGCGGGCGGCGGGGGGAAGAAGAAGAAGAAGGGGAAGGGGGGAGAGAAGAAGGAUGGGGAGGAGAGGAAGGAGGAGGGGGAAGAGAAGAAGGAGGCGUUUCUGUUUGUGGUGGAUGUGCCGGGGUAUACUCGUAUCACGGCGGAUAUGGUGUGGUCUGAUAUCACUGAAGGCGUCAAGUACAAGUAUCAGUUCGAAAUCCCUUCUGAGACGCGCAAGAUGGUUCGCAGCCUCGCCACCCUCCGCAACAUCUGCCUCAAGAUGGGCAUUGUGUUGGCAGCCAGGGACUACAACCUCGAGUGCCACGUGCCCAUUGCCAUAGCAGACGUGUGUGACCUGCUGCCCCAAGUCAAGCUCGCCUCACCUGACUGCCGCAAGUCAAGUUCGCUUACUCCAUUCCCCCUCUCCCUGUUCUCCCUGUGUUACCCGUUGCCCCCACUUCAACAGAUGGGCAUCGUCCUGGCAGCCAGGGACUACAAUCUCGAGUGCGACGUGCCCAUCAUGGGCAUCGUCCUGGCAGCCAGGGAUUACAACCUGGAGUGUGACGUGCCGAUCGCCAUAGCAGAUGUGUGCGACCUGCUGCCCCAAGUCAAGUUCGCUUCUCCCGCCUGCAGCGACGCGCAGAAGCUGCUGGAGAAGGGCAAGAGCCUCGUGCACAAGGUCGGCUUGCCUCUGCGCCCGCGCUUCUCCGCCACGCCUCAGAGCGGGCAGUGGCUGCGGGAGCACGAGACAACCCUCAACUCGGCGUUUGAGAUCCUCAGCGAGGCCUACCAGAUCCUGCAGCAGGUGAGGGGUCAUGGCUGGACUAGGAAGGGUGGGGAGCACGAGACAACCCUCAACUCCGCGUUUGAGAUCCUCAGCGAGGCCUACCAGAUCCUGCAGCAGGUGAGGGGUCAUGGCUGGACUAGGAAGGGUGGGGAGCACGAGACAACCCUCAACUCCGCGUUUGAGAUCCUCAGCGAGGCCUACCAGAUCCUGCAGCAGGUGAGGGGUCAUGGCUGGACUAGGAAGGGUGGGGAGCACGAGACAACCCUCAACUCCGCGUUUGAGAUUCUCAGCGAGGCCUACCAGAUCCUGCAGCAGGUGGGGUUCCAGGGCUGCCUUUUGUAUUCUAUCCAUUUGUACCCUCCCUCCCUCCCUCCCUCCCUCCCUCCCUCCCUCCCUCCCUCCCUCCCUACCUCCCUCCCUCCCUCCCUCCCUCCCUCCCUCCCUCCCUCCCUCCCUCCCUCCCUCCCUCCCUCCCUCCCUCCCUCCCUCCCUCCCUCCCUCCCUCACUCCCUCCCUCCCUCCCUCCCUCCCUCCCUCCCUCCCUCCCUCCCUUCCUCCCUUUCCCCUCCUUCCCUCCCUGUCCCCACUCAUUUCUCUCCCUUUGAUGUUGCCCUUUCCCAUGUGUCCUUGCCAGACCACUCCUUUGGUCUUUUUCUGCAGUGCCCCUUCUCCCUCCCCCCGUUCAUCUUCCCCAUUCCGUUCCCCCGCACCUCUUCCCACCCAUCUACACCCCUGCACAACCCCAGGUACCUGGCUCUGAUCUUCUACCACGCAGGAGAGACAGGCAAUGCCAUUCUGCAGCAGCACCGCGAGCUGAUUAUCAACGAGCGGGUUGUGGGGACGGACCACCCCGACACCGUGCACAGCUACGGCAACAUGGCUCUCUACUUCCACGCCAUGGGCGAGUCUGAGCUUGCCCUGCGUCACUUCAAGCGCACCCUGCAGCUGCUCUCGCUCUCAGCUGGCAACGACCACCCGGAGGUGGCCUCGCUGUUCGUCAACAUCGCUCUCACCUACCAGGACAUGGGCAAGUUACAGACCGCCAUGAAUUAUCUGCAGGAGGCGGUGCGAGACAUGGGCAAGUUGCAGAACGCAAUGAAGUACCUGCAGGAGGCGGUGCGAGUGAGUGAGAAGCUGCUGGGGGAGAAUCACGUGCAGGUGGCCGUGUGUCACCACGCUCUCGCCCUCGCCUUCUCGUCUAUGGGGGCGUUCAAGCUCGCUCUACAGGAGGAGCGCAAGGCACAGGCGGUGUUUGAGAAGGCGGUGGGGAAGGAGGACCCGCGCACCAAGGAGUCAGAGCAGUGGGUGCAGUCGUUCCUCGACCGCGAGCUCAGGGCACGUGAAGGCAUGCUUGCAUCGCCCAAGGAGUCGGAGCAGUGGGUGCAGUCGUUCCUCGACCGCAAGCUCAGGGCGCAAAAGCAGAAGGUGGGGCAAUCAUCAGCAACAGUCCAGCAGCAACAAGCAGCAGCUCUCCGUGUGGCCGAAGCUCUCAAGCAACGGCCGGAGCUGCUUCAGGUGUUGCAGGCAGCAGCAGCGCCCGGAGCAGGAGGCUCCACCUCGUACCAGCGUGCCGUGGCUGACGCUCUGCUUCGGGGAGAGGUCCCCCCACCUGCUCCCGGAGCUGGUGCAGGCAGGUUCGGCGGAGGCAUGGGAGCUACAGGCUCCUCAGGCACUGGCAUUCGAGCCAGAGGUGUGGACGAGCGGGCUUCCAGGGCUGCUGCAGAGGCUCGGCGGAAAGCAGCGGCUCGGGGGGUGAACCUGCGAGGAGCUGCAGGUUCGGCAGGUGCCCGAGCCGGUGCACCCAGUGCAAUGGACAUGGAAGAACUGAUUAAUUUCAUCAAUAGCACGUCACCAGCUUCUGGUGCGGCUAGCUCUUCCGCUAGCAAGACAGGCUCGGCAGCUGCUCCGGCAGCUGGCUCGGCAGGUGGUUCGGCAGCGCCUGCUGGGCUUGGCGGUGUGGGCCUUGGUGUUGGUGUUGGUGCUGUCUCAGGAGCUCCGCCUCCCACGAAAGCUGGAGGAAAGAAAGGUGCGGGAGCAGCAGCGGCAGCAAGCAAGCCUGCAGCUACGGCAAAUGGAGAAGCAAGUCAAGGGGAUGCUCCUCUGGGUCUGGGGGGGGGGCUUGCUCCCUUGCCUGGUGGCAAGGAGACCCUUUUUCCCGCCAAGACCGAGGCCGGUAUCCAGGUCGGCAACGCCUGCUGGGAGCUCUACUGCCUGGAGCAUGGCAUCCAGCCUGAUGGCCAGCUUAUGACCGGCGAGAAGACCUGCGGAGGAGGCGACGACGCCUUCAACACCUUCUUCAGCGAGACUGGCGCUGGCAAGCACGUCCCUCGUGCUGUGUUCCUCGAUCUGGAGCCGACUGUGAUUGACGAGGUCAGGACCGGUGCCUACAGGCAGCUGUUCCACCCCGAGCAGCUCAUCUCCGGCAAGGAGGAUGCUGCCAACAACUUCGCCCGUGGUCACUACACCAUUGGCAAGGAGAUCGUUGACCUCUGCCUUGACCGCAUCCGCAAGCUUGCCGACAACUGCACUGGUCUCCAGGGCUUCCUGGUCUUCAACGCCGUCGGCGGUGGUACCGGCUCCGGUCUCGGUUCCCUCCUCCUGGAGCGUCUGUCCGUGGACUACGGCAAGAAGUCCAAGCUCGGCUUCACGGUCUACCCGUCUCCUCAGGUGUCGACCUCCGUGGUUGAGCCGUACAACUCCGUGCUCUCCACCCACUCGCUCCUGGAGCACACCGAUGUCGCUGUCAUUUCCUCCCUGACUGCCUCCCUCCGCUUCGACGGCGCUCUGAACGUCGACGUGACCGAGUUCCAGACCAACCUGGUGCCCUACCCUCGCAUCCACUUCAUGUUGUCCUCCUACGCUCCGGUCAUCUCCGCCGAGAAGGCUUACCACGAGCAGCUGUCCGUGGCUGAGAUCACCAACAGCGCGUUCGAGCCUUCCAGCAUGAUGGCCAAGUGCGAUCCUCGCCACGGCAAGUACAUGGCCUGCUGCCUGAUGUUCCGUGGUGACGUCGUCCCCAAGGAUGUCAACGCCGCCGUUGCUACCAUCAAGACCAAGAGGACCAUCCAGUUCGUCGACUGGUGCCCAACUGGGUUCAAGUGCGGUAUCAACUACCAGCCUCCCACCGUGGUGCCUGGUGGCGAUCUCGCCAAGGUGCAGCGUGCCGUGUGCAUGAUCUCCAACUCCACCUCCGUGGCGGAGGUCUUCAGCCGGAUUGACCACAAGUUCGACCUCAUGUACGCGAAGCGUGCAUUCGUUCACUGGUAUGUCGGCGAGGGCAUGGAGGAGGGCGAGUUCUCGGAGGCCCGUGAGGACCUGGCUGCGCUGGAGAAGGAUUACGAGGAAGUCGGGGCUGACUCCACCGAGCCUGGUGAUGAUGAGAACGAGGAGUACUAG